UACUUAUGUCUACAAGCAUGGCGAAUUUUGUGGAGGUUACAUCUUCGCAGCAAUUUGAGGACUUGUUAAAAAAGACCGGCAAGUCACUGACAGUGGUUCAUUUCUCUGCGGCAUGGGCCCCACAGUGUACCCAAAUGAACGAUGUGAUGGCCGAGCUGGCAAAGGACCAACCCCAGGUGACGUUUAUCAAGCUGGAGGCCGAAGCUGUGCCUGAGGUGUCAGAGAAAUAUGAAAUCAGUUCUGUCCCCACCUUCCUCUUCUUCAAGAGCUGCGAGAAGAUUGACAGGCUGGACGGUGCGCACGCCCCUGAGCUGACCAAGAAGGUCCAGAGGCUGGCGUCCAGCGCGGCCGUCCUGGCUGGAGGGGCGGAACCCCCGAAAGAGGCCCUUAACGAGCGGCUGAAGAAGCUGAUCAAUGCCGCGCCCUGCAUGCUUUUCAUGAAGGGGUCCCCACAGGAGCCCCGCUGCGGUUUCAGCCGGCAGAUCGUGCAGAUCCUGAAGGACCACAGCAUCCAGUACAGCAGCUUCGACAUCCUCUCUGACGAGGAGGUGCGGCAGGGGCUCAAGACCUACUCCAACUGGCCCACAUACCCCCAGGUGUACGUCAACGGCGAGCUGGUGGGGGGUCUGGACAUCGUCAAGGAGCUGGCCGAGUCUGGGGAGCUGGAGAACACCUGCCCGAAGGCGGUAACGCUAGAGCACAGGCUGAAAUCCAUUAUCAACAGAAGUUCUGUCAUGCUUUUCAUGAAAGGCAACAAAGAGGUGGCCAAAUGCGGAUUCAGCCGUCAGAUAAUUGAGGUGAUGAACAGCACAGGGGUGGAUUAUGACACAUUUGAUAUACUUCAAGAUGAGGAGGUUCGACAAGGGCUGAAAACAUAUUCCAACUGGCCGACAUACCCUCAGCUGUACGUGAAAGGGGAGCUCAUUGGUGGACUGGACAUAGUGAAGGAACUGAAAGAGAGUGGAGAACUCCAGUCUGUCUUGAAAGGUGAAAGCUAGUAGCCAGCAGCGACGCUAAAGGGACUGGGAACAAUUCGCACUGCAGAAAUGAUGAGAAUCUCUCUCCGCUUGAACCAUUAGGGUCUGAAAGGAAGAGUCAGGAUGAGUUAAAACUUAAAAACUGGCCAUUUCUUUUUUUUUUUUUUUGGACAUACAAGCAGGCUGUGUCGUUGUCCGCACAGGGGUAUGUUCAGAGUCCAAACUGAUGGUGCACCUCAUGCUCCAAUCAAAAUAAAAUCGUCCAUGUGAUAUUA
Messenger RNA from Megalops cyprinoides (Indo-Pacific tarpon), 1252 nucleotides. It is a transcript of the gene glrx3, whose product is annotated as glutaredoxin 3. The transcript is spliced from 11 exons. Bases 6 to 998 code for a protein of 330 amino acids. The record is from RefSeq and is a predicted model, not a curated record. Lineage: Eukaryota; Metazoa; Chordata; Actinopteri; Elopiformes; Megalopidae.